CUCAAUAUCUAACACUUACAUUUGCGAGCGCUCGACGCGGUUACAGCUCAGCAAGUCAAUCUCGAGUUUGUAUCAUGGUAUAUGAUGGCGGAGCCGCUAAGCAUUAUCGCGUCUAUCGUGGGCAUCACUGGAGCAGGAGCCAGAACGGCGAUCUCGCUCUUCGCCCUCGCAGAGACGGUGAGCACAGCAAAUGAAAGGGUCCGGGGUAUCGCGGACGAUAUUAGUAGCACCUGCGGUAUCUUGAACCAACUUCGCGAUCUCGUAACGCCCCAACCCGGACCCAACGGCACUCACACCUCAGUUCUCAGCCCCACCGCGCUCUCCGACCUUUCCUCGGCCGUGCUCCGUUGCGAUAACAUCUUUCAAUCGAUUAAUACGGACCUUGAGCGAGCGACGAAGCAGAUUGGAGGCCUUUCUGAUCGCGGAAACGCCACAAUCGAACUUUCGCGCUCUGAGAAAGCAAGAUGGCCAUUCCUGCAGCCCCACUUCCAGGAGAUGCGAAACGAACUCCAGGUAUCGAAAAUUAACCUCAUGUUGAUGGCCUUCAUUGCUUAUUUAAAGAUUGGCUUGAAAGGAGAACCUGAGCGGCAGAUGGACGAGCAAGAGAUUACUGAGAUGAAGGCUAAGAUCAAGAGACUCCACAGAGCAGGAACACUCGCAGUCAGGGCCGUCGAUAAACAGAUGGAGGAGGGCAGUAAUAAGAACGUCAAAGGGCUGUUUCAAAAAUUUCGCUUUCAAAAGAAAGAAACCCAGAGGAAGCCAGAAAUUAGGAAUCGCGGAGGCUUUACUGCAAGUCCUACAGAAGUGGAGCCUCCUCAAUCGACCCCGGACGAGCUGCGACAAGAUCAAUCUACGGCUGCAAACUCUGAUUCGGCUCCUCAAAAUCAAACUACCACGGGUGGAACGAGGGUCGGCGCUCUGAGCAGCCCACCAACAGAUACUCCGCAGGCCGACAUGUCUACCGACGACAGCCCCGAGGGCCUCAUAACCACGGAUUGCCCGCCCCGAUCACCAGGUCCAGAAGCAAAGCCAGCGGAAUCCGAGAAUGUAGACCAAGUGGAAGGCCGUCAGUCAGUUGCGGACACCGCAGCAACCAAUACCUUACGCGAAGGAGAUUCCACCAAUGCCAUUGCCUUCACCGCUCGAGAUGCACGCCCAGCCGAGUCGACGCCCCCUGCAGAAAGAUUGUCACAGACUGCUUUGCCCCGUGAUGGUCAUCGGUCUGUCUCGUCUGCCGUAUGGGAUGAACCAUCCGCCGCUUCGAACUGGAAAACAUCCGACUCACAGCGAUCGUCUAGGAACGAAGCUCCGGAGAAGAGAGAUACAAACGAAACAAUUGAACCGAUCGCGGGAACUUUCAAUAACGAUGCAGAAGAUGCAGGAGGGGUGCUUCAAGCUUGGACGAUCGGCAUUCAUGACGGUCUCACUCUUGGUGACGACGGUGUCUUCGAUGUUCAUGAGGUUUCACUUCCUGAAGCUAGAGUCCUCGAUAUAUUAGGGGAUCACGAAACACAACAGAGUAGCCCUUUGGAAUGGUUAAGCAAGCUGAACACGUAUCAGCGGUGUCUAGUAUUCGAUCAUGUCAACAGACACGACUUAACUUUAUUGUAUGUGGGCACGUGGCGCAAUGAAAUCAUACCCACAGUCCUCGGCGAAUUGGAAGUUGCGAUUCUAAUCUGGAUCACGUCAGUAACCAGAGAAAGAGCGAUGCGUGCUUCUAUGUACUCUCAACGGCGCUUGGGCCACGAGGAAGAGACUCGCGAAGACGUAAGACUGCCGCCAGUGGAGGGAGCACUGGACCCCCAGAAAGCACCUUGGGAAAGAAGAAAGACGGCGAUCUACAAAGGAGGCGCUCAAGAAGACGAUACUCUAGGCAAAAGUACCGGCCCUAUCAAGUUCAGUGACCCUACCGGAAAGCAAUUUUCAUUCCCUUGGCAUUUGGCCAAGACAUGGAAGGGCAUGGAAUCUCUGAUCAUUGAUGCCCUCCGGCAUGAGGGUGGUUACCAGCUGCCCGUCAGCCAAGGCCAAUUUGACCUGCUCUCACCCGACGGUGAAGUUGUCCUCCCCAGAGUUUGGGAGUUCGUCGUACGCCCAGGUUGGACUGUUAAAAUGCGGAUGCGGCCGAAGUCCGAACAGCCAACUAAGCAGCCAGCUUUCCGACCGAAACCAUUAGCUCCAAAUCUUGAUGCUCUGAAUAUUGAUUAUUGGCCUAUCCCUGCACGGGUUACAAAGAGCAGCAUGCAUUCGCUUACCCUGAACCCGUUCUCGAAAUGGGCGCCCGGCCUCACACAAAAGAUGAAGAAAAGCCGGAAAAGUACUAAAGAACCAGAGGAGGCGGAUGACAAAGUUGUGGAGGAGUUGUUGCAGAGGUGGACGGUUGAUUGACAGCAAGAGCAAAAUGGGCAUUCCACAGUGUUUGAAGAAGCUCCAAUCGCAGAACUACACAUACUAUAGAGCACUUCUAAUCG
This is a messenger RNA of Trematosphaeria pertusa, 2468 nucleotides long. RefSeq lists its product as uncharacterized. The record is from RefSeq and is a predicted model, not a curated record. NCBI's taxonomy places the organism in Eukaryota, Fungi, Ascomycota, Dothideomycetes, Pleosporales, Trematosphaeriaceae. The coding region runs from base 82 to 2385 and encodes 767 amino acids. The transcript has 3 exons.